AUGCUACUUGUGAGUUUUUCUUUCACAUUCUCCUUGCUUUUAUCUUCAUUUUUUAUUCUUGUUUCUAUUUUCCUUAUUUUUUCGUCACUCUUCUCUCUCUCUCUCUCUCUCUCUCUCUCUCUCUCUCUUACACGUACAAUCUCUUUCUAUCUCUCUUUAUUAUUUUAUUGUUUUCUAUACUUUAUGUUUUAUUCUACACUACUGUCACCUCUCUUUCUUUCUUUCUUUCUUUCUUUCUUUCUUUCUUUCUUUCUUUCUUUCUUUCUUUCUUUCUUUCUUUCACUCUCACUUGGUCUCUCCCACUACCGACUAUUUUCUUUUUAUCACCUUCUCUUACUCACUCUCUCUCUCUGUCUCUCUCUCUCUCUCUCUGUCUCUCUUUCUCUCUCUCUUACACAUCGUCUCCAAUCAGAUAUGCCAUUUUGGCAAGUUAAACAAAUACAAGCUUUCUUUCUCCCUCUUUCUCUUACUCUCUCCCACUCGCUUUUUUUUUCUCUCUCUCCCCCCACUCCUUUUUUCUCUCUCUCUCCCUCCUUUUUUCUCUCUCUCUCUCCCACUCGCUUUUUUCUCUCUCUCUCUCCCACUCGCUUUUUUUUCUCUCUCUCUCUCUCUCCCAUUUUCAACAAUUUUUCUUUCGUAUCACUUGACCUCUUUCUUGUCACUUCAACGACGACUUGCAUUAUUUUGCGAUUGCAUUUUAUGUUGAUUUUUUAUAUAUCCCUCUCUAUCUCUCUUUCUCUCUAUCUCUCUUUCUCUCUAUCUCUCUUUCUCUCUGUCUUUAAUUUCAAUUCAUUUCUAAAGUUAAGCUUUAGUCAUGGGACAGAUGAUGAUGAUGAUGAUGAUGAGGAUGAUGGCGAUGAUGAUGAUGAUGAGGAUGAUGGCGAUGAUGAUGAUGAUGAUGAUGAUGAUGAUGAUGAUGAUGAUGAUGAUGAGGAUGAUGGUGAUGAGGAGGAUGAUGAUGAUGAUGAUGAUGAUGAGGAUGACUGUCAAUUUCUAGAUCUCACAUUCCCCUCUCGGCUACCCUUAGUGAUUCGGAUCAUAACUUUCUCGGCGACUGCGACGAAUGACUGGACUCUUCUUUUCGGCUCUCUCUCUCUCUCUCUCUCUCUCUCUCUCUCUCUCUCUCUCCCCCUCUCUCUCUCUCUCUCUCUCUCUCUGAUGUGA
Messenger RNA from Acanthosepion pharaonis, 1164 nucleotides. NCBI's taxonomy places the organism in Eukaryota, Metazoa, Mollusca, Cephalopoda, Sepiida, Sepiidae. The record is from the annotation of a GenBank genome assembly.